AUGGAUGCUCAAUCACCCUUAUACAUGGGCUUCGAUUUGAGCACUCAGCAAUGUAAAUGUAUCGUUGUCCAGUCUAACCUAAAGCUCGUUUACGAAGCCAAAGUAGACUUUGAUGCCGACCUCUCUAAGUAUGGCAUCGAAAAAGGCGUACUUCAGAACCAAGCGGAAGGGGAGAUAUUCGCGCCUGUGGCCAUGUGGCUUGAGGCCAUUGACCUUGUGCUGCAGCGUCUCAAGGAGGAUGGCCUUGACUUCUCGCGUGUCAAGGGUAUUUCAGGGGCGGGCAUGCAACAUGGUACAGUUUUCUGGAGUCAAGAUGCCGAGGACUUAUUAGGCGCGUUAGAUGGGGGUCAGAGCCUACUGGAGCAGCUGGAGGGGAGCGGGACGGAGAAGAAGGCGGGAGAGGGCAGAGGAGCUUUCAGCCAUCCGUUCAGUCCAAAUUGGCAGGAUGCUAGUACGCAGGCGCAGUGUGAUGAGUUUGACAAAUGCUUGGGUUCGCCGGAGAAGCUGGCGGAGGUUACGGGGAGCAAGGCACACCAUCGGUUUAGCGGCCCUCAGAUCCUCCGCUUCCGGCAGAAGUAUCCAGAGUCGUAUAAGAGGACCACUCGUAUCUCCCUUGUUUCCGCUUUCCUGGCGUCGCUCUUCCUCGGCCGCGUCGCACCCAUCGACAUCGGCGACGUCUGCGGCAUGAACCUCUGGAACAUCAAAGCCGGCGCCUGGGACGACUCUCUCCUUUCCCUCGCCGCGGGCUCUGACGGCGUGGAUGAUCUCAAGAAGAAACUCGGCGACGUGCCCGAAGACGGCGGCGCAGUCUUCGGCACCAUCAGCCAGUACUACGUCUCCCGCUAUAAUUUCCCCCCGGACUGCGCUAUCAUCCCCUUCACAGGCGACAACCCCUCGACGAUCCUCGCGCUCCCCCUCCGUGAAAGCGACGCCAUCGUAAGCCUGGGCACCAGCACGACUUUCCUAAUGAGCACACCCCGCUAUAAGCCGGACCCGGCGUACCACUUCAUGAACCACCCGACGACGCGUGGGCUGUAUAUGUUCAUGCUGUGCUACAAGAACGGCGGCCUGGCGCGCGAGCGUAUCAGAAACGCGCUCAACUCCGAAAAGCCAGACGGGCAGGAAGAAAACAGCUGGACCGCCUUCAACAACGCCGCGACCUCGACGCCCCCGCUCGGCCGGACGUCACCAGACGACCCAAUGCGCCUCGGUCUCUUCUUCCCGCGCCCAGAAAUCGUACCAAACGUGCGCGCCGGAACGUGGCGAUUUCUAUUCCGCCCCUCCUCCGUCGACCUCUCGCCCGUCGAGCCCAACGACCCAGCUUGGCCCGCCCCCUCCGCCGACGCCCGCGCAAUCAUCGAGUCGCAGCUCCUGUCUCUGCGCCUGCGGAGCCAGGGCCUCGUGUCCGCACAGCAGGGUGCCGACGGAAAAGAACUGCCGCCGCAGCCGCGCCGUGUCUACCUCGUCGGCGGGGGGAGUGCCAAUCCAGCGAUCGCGGAUCUGGCGGGGCAGGUUCUGGGCGGCGCGGAGGGGAUCUACCGGCUUGAUAUUGGGGGGAACGCGUGUGCGUUGGGGGCGGCGCAUAAGGCUGCUUGGGGAGUGGAGAGGGGCGAGGGGGAGGGGUUUGAGAAGUUUGUGGGCGGGAGGUGGGAUGAGGAGGCUUUCGUGAAGAAGGUUGCGGAGGGGUAUAGGGAGGGGGUUUGGGAGGGGUAUGGGGAGGCGCUGAAGGGGUUUGGGGAGAUGGAGAGGACGGUGUUGGAGGAGAAGGGGAGGGAUUUAGGUGCUGAGGAGGAUCCGGGGUCUAGUUUGACGAGGGAGAGGGAUCCCGAGAGGGGUGAGAGGGAUUGA
Coniosporium apollinis CBS 100218 is the source of this 1848-nucleotide messenger RNA. RefSeq lists its product as uncharacterized. Bases 1 to 1848 code for a protein of 615 amino acids. Gene Ontology annotation, cellular component: cytosol. Gene Ontology annotation, biological process: D-xylose metabolic process; xylulose metabolic process. The transcript is spliced from 3 exons. Lineage: Eukaryota; Fungi; Ascomycota; Dothideomycetes. The record is from RefSeq and is a predicted model, not a curated record. Gene Ontology annotation, molecular function: D-xylulokinase activity.